UCUUCCUCGCAGAGUCGCAGCCAAUUUGCAUACUCGCAAAAUUUCUUCAGGUUCAGAAGUGUCCAGAUCUGGCACGCCUCGCUCCGAUGCGCUCGCCAACGGGCGCGAAGGCAUGCUUUUAAAAACACUGGUUUCAAUGACUAUUCCUCAAACAAGGAACUUUGGGCUUCCAUUCAUGAACCUUAUCAGAUUAAAAGGAAUUCCUAUCCUGCAGCAGCUUCAUUUAGAGGAGCAAUUGCUUCGAACCUCGUCUGAUAAUUGGUGCAUUAUGAAUGAUGGAACAAAGGAUCCUACUAUUGUAAUGGGUAUUUCAGGAAAACCUGCAGAGCUUCUUGAAAUUGAUUUGGUGUUACGAGAUCAGAUUCCUGUCAUUAGAAGGUUCACCGGAGGUGGUACUGUUAUUGUUGAUCACAACACCGUAUUUGUUACUUUCAUAUGCAACACGGAUGCGGUUGCUGGCCUGCAACCAUAUCCUCGACCUAUAAUGUCCUGGAGUAGCCUUUUAUACAGCAGAGUGUUUGAAGGACGUGGUGAUUUUCAACUUCGUGAAAAUGAUUAUGUAUUUGGUAACCGCAAGUUUGGUGGGAAUGCUCAAUCUAUUACUAAAACCCGGUGGAUCCACCACACUUCCUUUCUAUGGGACUAUGAGGUUAGGAACAUGGCAUACCUCAGACUUCCAAAACGAAUUCCUGAGUAUCGAUUGGCAAGAGACCAUUUGGAAUUCAUAUGCUGCCUCAAGGACUACAUCCCAAGAUCGGUUUUUCUUGACAAAACUGUGGAUGCACUUAGAACCCAAUUUUCCGUGAGAUCCGAGCAGUUGGAUGCCUUUGAAGCUACCUCAAACACAAAGUUUGUACCCUCAACUAGGCUGUUGACAAGGCAGGAAUUGGAGGAAGCGGCUUUUGGCUCUCAUGCUCAGACCACUCUCUCUCAAUCAUUGUCAUUGUAAUGAAUGUUAUAUUUUUUUUUUGUAAGUCCAAUUUUGUCAAUGAGUGUUAUAAUUUUUUUGGAUAAUCAAUAAAAUGUAAGUCCAAUUUAAACA
Prunus dulcis (almond) is the source of this 1042-nucleotide messenger RNA. Its product is annotated as putative lipoate-protein ligase A. The transcript has 4 exons. Gene Ontology annotation, cellular component: mitochondrion. The record is from RefSeq and is a predicted model, not a curated record. Lineage: Eukaryota; Viridiplantae; Streptophyta; Magnoliopsida; Rosales; Rosaceae. Bases 113 to 949 code for a protein of 278 amino acids. Gene Ontology annotation, biological process: protein modification process.